UGCAUUGUGGGAGUUUAUUUUUGUAAACAGCGGUGCGUUCAAGAGCUUACGCUAACUGGUUUAGCCUCCAUGACAUAGCGCUUAGUGCUCGACGCAUCGAUUUCACGCUUUUUGUGUAUUUUUAAUACAUUUGCGCGACAUCUCGAACACGACUGCACACACCUUCCUUCCUUUCCUCGUCAUAAAACAACAAAACGAAGAGGAGUGGCCAAUGAACUGAGCCAAAAUGGCUUCGAAGGGGCGUCAGUUUCUCACUUUACAGUGAUUCACCCAAAGUGCGGCUAGCUACUUAGCGAGCGAGCUAACGAGGAACUAUCAGUAGGGAAGGAAACGCGCCGGUGUCAGUUGAACAUGGCUGAUCUCGAACAACACCAAGGGGAGCAGGGCAUUCAAGAGAAAAUUGAACAGACGAGAGAGAGGUUCAAAAAUGAGUUCCUCAUAGAUUCAUCCGACAAAUAUGACCAAAGAGACGUAGAUAAACUGCUGAAGGACAACUCCAUGGUGGAGGGCUACCUGAUGUGGCGACUCUACGUGGUGGACGACGCCUUGAAAAUGAUCGAUGAGAGUUUCCAGUGGAGGAAAGAAUAUGGUGUCAACGAUCUCUCUGAGAGCUCCAUUCCCAGGUGGAUGUUUGAAACCGGGGCAGUCUUCCUCCAUGGCUACGACAAAGAGGGCAAUAAGCUCUUCUGGUUUAAGGUUAAGCUGCAUGUGAAGGAUGCAAAAACAAUCUUUGACAAGAAGAAAUAUGUGGCUUUCUGGCUGGAACGCAAUGUCAAGAAAGAACCUGGGAUGCCUUUGACAGUAGUGUUUGACAUGUCAGAGUCUGGCCUUGCCAAUAUUGACAUGGACUUUGUGAAGUACGUUGUAAAUUGCUUCAAAAUAUAUUAUCCAAAGUUGCUCUCCAAGAUGAUUAUUGUGGAGAUGCCUUGGAUCAUGAACGCUGCUUGGAAGAUUGUGAAGACAUGGUUGGGUCCGGAAGCCAUCAGCAAGCUUAAGUUUGCAUCCAGAUCGGAACUCCCGUCGUACAUCGACCCAGAGUACUUGCCGCCUCACAUGGGAGGAUCGGACCCGUUUAAGUACAGCUACCCUCCACUCCCCGACGAUGACUUCCAAACACCCAUCGGCGACAAUGGACCAAUCGUCAGCGAGGACGAGAUUGAGAGCAAAGAGAGCGAGCUAGAGAGCAAAGAAGGCCUCGAUUCCAGCUUCAACUCAGAGGUUGCCAUCAAGCCCAAAAAGGUGAAUUUCCUGGAAGAAAAUGUCAAGACUGAAGAGAACGAUAAGGGUGACGGCCGAAUCAAAGGAGUGAGGAAGCCCGUGACCACAUUCAAAGGCACUCUGUUGGACAUCAGCCCUGCAGAAGAGCUCAGUUUCGGUUGUGGAGAUACAGAGAAGAAAAGCCUCAUUAUCCUGUGCAAUGUGACCAAAAACCCAUUAGCCUUUAAGGUUCGGACUACGGCACCCGAGAAGUACAGAGUGAAGCCUAGCAGCAGCACUUGUGAACCAGGCGCUUCCAUCGAUAUUGUGGUGUCACUGCAUGGAGCGUCUCAAGCGUCCCCCCAGGAUCGCUUCCUGGUGAUGGCGGCAGAGAUGGACAACGUAGGAUCUCAAGAACUCGCGCAGUUCUGGAAAGAAGUACCAAAACCUAAAAUCAUGGAACACAGGUUGCGAUGCCAUGUUCUUGAAAGCGUCAAACCGGUGGUGAACCCUUUGAAGGAAUCUUACGAUAUAGGAAGCAGCAACGACAUUAACACGAUGCUCAUGCGUUUGAUGGCCUCCAAUUCCCGCCUGGAGCAGAGCGUCAACACGUGCAUGUGGGUCCAGAAAGUUUUAAUCUGCCUGGUCCUGAUUCUGCUUUUACUCAACCUGUACUGCAUCCACCUGCUGAUGUUCUACCAGCAACUAUCUUGACCAACAAAGACCGUUCAAGGGACACAAUUCGGUGCCGACGAUCAAAGACGCUUUUAACAACUUGGCAGCAUUUUAUAAGCUGGAAAAAAAGGUAUUUAUUACUAAAAAAUAUGAAGGAAAGAUUUAUUUUUGUGAUCAUAUUGUAUGUACAAUAUUUUAUAUGAUAUUGAAGAUGUGAAAAUAAACACUUAAUUCACGUAAGUCAUUUUUGUAGCGUGGACAUAUAAGUAUAGAUUCAAUCAGUAAAGUUGCGGUCCUUCGCCGCCAACAGUUUACAUUGCUUCUAAUUAGCUAAAACUACAGAAGCAAUUAGCAGCGGGCACAAGGACACGCGCGCAUUGCUUAUUGUCAAUCUGUUUUAUCUGCGACGCCGAGCAAUCAGGACCCGCGUGAUGAGCGGCCAUUUCUGUUUAGUUAUCAACACGUGCCGUCCGAACGCGGUCGGCGGAUGAGCAACAGUAAUGAGCACAUUCUUGCGGUGCUGAUUACCAUGAGGUUGUUUGCAAAAGCCUCCGAGACCGCCCGCUCUAACCUACUUUGAAGUUUUAACGCUGCUGGAAGUUAAUGGAGUCUUUGGGAGUGGGAAGAUUGUGGGUCUUAUAUGGCUCACCAAAGAAAUAAAAAGCAUUAAAACAUUUGACUCAAAAAUACAUCAUUAGUACUACCCCCACCUUUAAAUUGAACAUAUAAAUUUUAUCCUUCUACUGAGUUUGUCACUAGUAGCGAAUUCAUUCGCUGCUAACCCUCCGAGUUUAAAUGGAUUGAACUUCCAUUGCCGUCAAUGGCAGCCAACGAGCUAACAUAAUAUGUGUAAGUUGCCACUCAGGUUGUUGUUGUUAUUGUGGAGACUCAUUUUGAAGUCUUAUUCUUCUGUCAUUAAUCGACCGAUUGACUUUGCACCCAUGUAGCAUGGGCUUGUAUCAUUACAUUCUCGGAGCCCGAUUUUUUAUUUCUUGUCUUACAUCUUAUAUCUGUCAUGAAUAAAAAAACAAGUCUAAAUGACAAAAUGUUCAUUUUUUUCCUCUCCAUUUUAUCAAGAAAAUGUUUCUGUGAAAUAACUUAGCAAUCAUUUGUCUAAAAUAUUGUAUUAAUCUUGGAAUUGUCAAAAAAAGAUACAUUUCUUGGCAGUGUUGUUUUGGCAGCCCUUUUAAUUUUUGUUUUAGUCUUUAGGAUGAAAAUAUUUACAAGUCUUAUGUCACACUUAGACAAGAUGUAGCGGACUCAGAUGCAAAAUUCAGUCAGAAUGCAAUGAACAACUUACAACUUAGAAUAUCUUUGGCUAUGGACUGGCUUUGGUGGCAUCGAAGGGUGAAGACACUUUGGCACGAGACUAGGGAAUGACAAACAAUUUAAGCAUAUAGAGCCUACCCACGUACCACGUGUUCGCUGUAGGGUUCCGCCCACUUGUCCGUCAAAACAUAGUGUUAACCUAUUACGCCUACGUACAUUUCUCCUAUUUACGGCGUGUUUUUCUGCUCCUUAACAUUAAUAAUCAAAAUGGUGAAGGCGUGUGUGGCUGUUGGUUGCACUAACAGAGAAGAUGGAAGGAGAGACUUGAAGUUUUACCGUAUUCCGAGGGAUCCAAAGAGAAGAGCGAAAUGGACGGCUGCAAUUCGACGUGAAAACUGGACACCCAAAAAUCACCACAGACUAUGUAGUAGUCAUUUUAUAUCCGGUAAGAUGCAUUUAAUAUAUAUUUAGAGGGUUUGGGCCUGACAACCACAAUUAAGAUCAUUGCUAGGCUAAUCGCCGACAACAUACGACGUAGUACGACAUAGUUUCAAAUUCAAGAUGUUUGUGACUUCCCUUUCUUCCACCAUCGUUAUUUUUUGAAUAAUAUUUAGCUGGUACCAAGUAAAAGAAACUGGCCUCGUCUACGGGGCUGACAAAUAACCACAAUUAAGAUCAUUGCUAGGCUAAUCGCCGACAACAUACACGUAUGUAUGUAGUGAGUGCUAUCGCUAAACCAUAAAAACAUUAAAAGCCUUAACUCCAUUGACAAACGACAUGAAAUACAUUAGACUUGACAGUGGAUGUUAGCAAUAACAAAAGAAUUCGAAUUGAAAAUUUCGUAACUCACCUUUCCAAGCACAAGAUAGAUUCCUGCCAAACGAGGACCUGUUUCACCCAACCAGCAACGAAGUAUUUAUAAGUGUCCAAGCUCUUGAAGUUUUUCGUGAGAAUAGGCUGAUUUUGUGUGGACAAGAUCAUUGUAAAUAUCAGCGUAGCAGAUGUCAGGCAGACAGGACGAAGACAGUGGGUCGAAAAACAUCGAUUUGGGCAUCAAAUAUGGAUCUGGCGACUGUAUAGAACGAAGCUUUUCCUCAUAACGCCUUUUAUGCAACAGAUCCAGUGAGUUUGCGGCAUCAGAAAGCACCGGGUCUUCCAUGAAAUGCAUUUUAAAUUGCGCCAUCAAUUGAAAACAAUGCUAAUACAGAGUCGUUUUGACGGACAAGUGGGCGGAACCCUACAGCGAACACGUGGUACGUGGGUAGGCUCUAUAGGAAUGCAGCACAGGUGGGACAAUAGGUAAUCAUAAUCAGACAGGAUAGACAGCAAGGAGGGUGAGUGUUGGAAACAGGAGGGUAAGGCUUCAAAAUAAAGCAGGAAGAGACAACAAUAUACCAAGACAUGACAACCCAAACCCAGGCGUGACAGAACCGCCCCUCUAGGACCGGAUCCCAGACGGACCAGGCAUCUCAGGAUGGUCCCCAUGGAAGUCUGCAAUGAGGCUAUGGUCAGGAAUAAAGAGGUAGGGGACCCACUGUCUCUCUUCGGGGCUGUACCCUUCCAAAUCGACGAGAUACUAGCGUCCCCUGCCCCUGGACCGGACCGCCAACAGCCGCUUGACCUUGUAGGCGGGGCCGGCGUCAACAUCCAGUGGGGGUGGCGGGGGCGGAGUCGGCAGCGCAGGGCUUUCCACCAUGGGUUUCACUUGACUCACGUGGAACGUGGGGUGGAUCCAAAGGGUCCAGGAAGGCCGCAGUCGAAUGGCCGCAGGUCCCACCACUUUGGAGACUGGGAACGAUCCAACAAAGUGGGGUGCCAGCUUCCUGGAUGAGGGUCGAAAAGGGUGAUCCCAGGCGCUGAGCCAGACCCGCUGCCCCGCCUGGUAGGAAGGCGACGUCGACGGUCCGCCAUUCUUUUCAUUCUGUCCCCCUGUCGGGAAAGGACCAGGUGGGCAGCCUCACAGAUGCGCCUCAACGGCGGACCAAGGCGGACGGAGGCAGAGGGAACGGAGACCUCCGGCUCCUGGGCGGUGAAAACUGGAGGGUCGUAGCCGAACACAAAUUUAAACGGUGACAUACCCGUAGCUGAGGUGGGCAGCGUGUUAUGGGCGAACUUGAUCCAGACCAGGCGGUUGCCCCGUGUCGAUUGGUUCUGGGACACCAGGCACCGGAGGCCGGUUUUCAACUGCUGGUUCAGGCGCUCGGUCUGACCGUUGGAUUCCAGAUGAUACCCAGAGGUAAAGCUUGGCAUGGCAAGGAUCAAUUUGCACAAGGCCCCCCAGAAACGGGACACGAACUGGGGCCCCCGGUCAGAUACAAUGUCUUAGGGGAAUGCAUGAACCCGAAACAUCUGCCGCAUCAUGAUCUCAGCAGUGUCUUUGGCGGAGGGCAGGGCUGGUAGCGCAAUAAAGCGGGCCAUCUUAGAGAAUCUGUCGACCACUGUGAGGUUGUGUUGUUGCCUUGUGAGAUCGGGUGUCCUGUGAUUGAAUAUAUAAAACGAUGGUUUCCACACACAUCCAAGCGGCCCGUUUCAUUCAGGAGCAUAAAACACCGCGUGAAAUAUGAAAUAAACAUGCUUUUAGGUGUCAUACGCACUUUAACAUACAGCCGGUUGGCCAAGAGUCUUUCUAGUACUUUGGCUAUAUGCUGCUGGUGGGUGGCUCGGUCAGGAGAAUAGAUCAGAAUAUCAUCUAAAUAAACAAAUACAAAGCGGUCUAAAAAUUCACGUAGAACGUCUGCCAUCAAUCAAUGCCUUAAAGAAAGCAGGGGCGUUGGUAAGACCAAACGGCAUCACAAGGUAUUCAUAAUGGCCAUCCAUAGUGUUAAAAGCCGUCUUCCACUCACCCCCCUCCCGUAUCCUAACUAGGUGGUAAGCAUUCCUUAAGCUUUGUGAACUCCUUGGCUUGUUGCAACUGAUCGAAAACUGAUGACAAUAAUGGGAGUGGAUAACUGUUCUUAAU
Corythoichthys intestinalis (scribbled pipefish) is the source of this 6100-nucleotide messenger RNA. Its product is annotated as motile sperm domain-containing protein 2-like. The record is from RefSeq and is a predicted model, not a curated record. Bases 352 to 1911 code for a protein of 519 amino acids. The transcript has 15 exons. Lineage: Eukaryota; Metazoa; Chordata; Actinopteri; Syngnathiformes; Syngnathidae. Gene Ontology annotation, cellular component: endoplasmic reticulum-endosome membrane contact site; endomembrane system.